UGUUCCUUUGACAACGACUUUAUUGAACUUAAGAAACAAAAAGAAGAAAGAGAAAGAAAUUACACCAACAAUUGAUGCGGAUUUGUUGGAAGAUAUCAACAAAGAAGUUUCAGAAACGGAAGAAGAAGAAGAGAGCGAACUUUCCAAACAAAGGAAAGCAUUGCAAGAACAACAGAAGAUGGUGCAAGCACUUCAGGAAAAGCUGCUACAACAGGAAAAGCAGCUGGAUCUGAUUGAACAAAAAAAGAAGGGUGGAGAAGGACAAAAAAAUUCCAGCAAAGAUCCUGAAAAGCAGGAAGAAACUGAAAAGAAAGAGCAUGAAGUAAAAGUGCAUGAAGAAGUGAAAGAACCUGAAAAAGAGGAGGCUGAGGUAAAAGUUCCAGAAGAGCUGGAUGAACCAGAAAGAAAAGAAAAGAAAACGAACUUAAAAAUUACUUUGAGAAAGAAAAAAGACGGAGAAGAAGCUGGUGAGGAACCUGAAAAAGCAAAGGGGAAGUCUAGGAAAUCAAUACCAAACAGGAAAAGGACAAGAAGUCAAUUGCUGAAAGAAGAAUUUCCCGAUCUUAUCAAAGAGGUAAAGCAGGAAUUGGAAGAGGCACAUAAGAAGAAGAGCUUGUUGCCUGCUGAGAAAAUUUCAACAAAAAAAGUUGCACCAAAUGCUAAGAAGGGGAAUGGAGUUACUUUGAAAAAGACUGCAGCACUUAAGAGGGGUAGCAAAGUUAAUCAGAUAGUUGUGAGGGAGGUUUAUGAAGACGAGGAAGAUGAAGAAGGAGGUGAAGAAGAAGGUGAAGAAGUAGAAGAGGAAAGUGAACCCUUAAUGAAGAAGGGGAAAAAAGUAGUUGAGAAGAGAGCAACAAGAAGUAAACAAAUUGUUGUUUCUGAUGAGGUCAUGGAGGUGGUGGAUGAUGAGAAACCAAAAUCUUUGGUUGUUGCCAAACCAAAACCUGAAGAAAGGAAACUAAAUCUAAGGCAAACUCCGCAAUUGAUGAUGCGAUUCUUGAGGGGAAUUGCAUCUAAUGAACCACAUGAUAUAAGAAAACAACAAGCCAUCGUGGAGUUAGGCUUUGGAUCUCUUCUGCAACUUGACAUCCCACAAAACGAAAAUCCAUUCCCGUACGAGUUGGUUAGGAAUUUCAACUCGUCCGACCGGUCCUUGCAUCUACCAAAGUCUUCCCUUGAUAUUACUGUAGAGGAUGUAUACCUGGUGUACGGUAUACCUAUUGGAGGAGCUCCGGUCGUGGAAUGGACUGAUGAACAAGAUCCUGAAGUGUUGAGGGUUUUUGCUGAAUUUUGGGCAUACUGGAAAGUGAAGUCUGGAUGCCCAAAAUUGAAAGAAAUGGUUGAAAAACUGAUCAAAGAUGAGACUCCAGUUGAUGAUAACUGGAAGAGAUCUUUCCUAGUGGUUGCAGUUAACACCUGCAUUAAAUCCACUACUAAUUUAUCGCCAAACUUCAGAUUCCUAGCAAGCACUGUUGACUUGGAGCAAGUGAGGAAUCUAAAUUGGUGCCAGUAUGCAUACACCAGCCUUCUUGGGGCAGCUAUGUACUGGAAUGUGGACCGUAGCAGAUGGUUUGCUGGUCCACUACCAUUUCUAAUGGUAUGUUAUUUCGAUCGGGUGCAGAUCAUGGAAGAGUACCCUCCAAGGAACUUCCCCCUAAUUUCUUGCUGGACAAGAGAUAUGAUAAGCAGCAGGGUACGCAAUGACAAUGCUACAGGCUUCGGACAUGGCUUGAUUCUGGACAGAAUUCAAGGUCCACCUGAGCUACAACUGUACAGGGAGGAGAUGGAGCUGCUCAAACAGCAAAAAGCACUCAGUGAACAACCACCACCACUUCUUCUUCAACACCCACAACAACAACAGCAGCAACAUGAUGAACAACCAUCGCAGCAACCACUGCAGCAACCACAACAGCAACAUCAACACCAAGAGCCUAACUGGUCCACAAAUGAUGUGCCCAGAGAACAUCAAGGUGCACCAGUGACUCAACUCGGGGAUGACAAAGAUUUGCCAGAGCAACAGGCAGACCCCAGUGAGAAAGCAAAAGUCCCUUCUACAAUUGAGGAAUUCCAUGCUGAAUUCACUAAAACCACUACUGAACUCAGUAGUGUCAUGAACAAGUUCAACGACUUAUUGUCGUUGUCCAGAAAGUUCUUUGACACUACUAUUGAUGUCAAAAAAAGUCUGCCAUUCAAUAUGGCAAAAAUGUGGUCAACAUGCUCUGGAACUGAAAUUCCAGUUACUUUUGAGAAGGGCAACUCUACAGAAGAGCGGCAAGAAGGAAGGAAUACUGAGGAGAUUGGUUCAAUCCUCAGUCAAGAUAAAGAAUUUUUCAGUUCAGACUACUUCACAAUACUAUUUGAGGAAGCAGUACGAAAGGCAACAGAAGGAAAUGAAAGAAAGGAAAUCGAGGAAUCUGAGGAUGUUCCAUUUGAUUUGCCACCAUUUUUAACACCUCCGAUCAUGCCUUCCCAGCCUAAUGUAUUUGCUGAUUUGACAUUGAAGCUUGGAAUGGUUUCCGAUUCAAAUCCUUCUCCUCAGGCACACGACUUUGAAGAGGAAAUGAGAUUAGAAGCAAUCUUGGCAAACAAAACUUUGACUGAACGUGAUUUGGAGACAAUUUCAGGGGACAACAAAGAUGAAGCUGAAAAACAACAGCCACCUACAGAAAAAACUGAAGAACCUGAAAAUGUGAGAUCAGAUAUGGAAGGUUUAAUCCAAGGAGCUGAAGAUGGAAAACCAAUGUCUCCAACCGUUAGAACUGAAGACUCCGAGUUUCAGACUAUGGAAGGUUUAAUCAAAGGAGCUGAAGAUGGAAACCCCAUGUCUCCAACUGUUAGAACUGAAGAAUCCGAGUUUAAGACUCCAACUGCCGUUGAGUCGCAGACUGAAAUGGAAACUCCAUCAAUAUUCCUGAACACUCCAAGUGCGGUGUACUCGCAACCAGAAAAUGCACCUACAUCUAUGAACAUAGAUGAGGAAGAGGAUCCAGAUAACGUACAAGUACCUAAACUUGUUAAGAGAAAGAAAAAUGUUCCCCUCAAGUUACUGUCACCCUUCUUAACUCAGUAUUCACACCUACUGGUUGGGGAAGAACAGUUGAAUCAAAAGGAAAAGGACAUGCGAUGCGUACUGGAUUAUGCCUUUGGAAAGGGAAGCCCAACUCAGGUGUUGUACACUGAUGAUUGGAAUAUAGUUACCAGAGAAGAGUUUCAAACCCUAGCUCCCAAUGUGUGGGUGAUGAAUAAUGUUAUUGACACUUUUGCAAGAAUACUGAAUGAUGAUCCAGAUCAAAGUGUCAAGAGUAACUUGAAGUUCUAUUUCUCUACAAUCCCUUUCAAUAUGCUCUGCCAGAAUGAACCGUAUGGUGGAUCACAGGAUAGUCAAGCAACCGAGGGCAAACGCUUAGAAAAUUUUAUUUUAAGUGUACGCCAUGAGUAUGUAACUGCUGGUGUGAAGUCUUUGAAGGGAUUCCAUCUGUUGUUCUUUCCAGUCUGGUCUGGUGAUCAUUUUUAUCUCAUUGUAAUCAACCAAAAGGCGAAGAAGGUGGAGAUCAUUGACAAUCUCUCCUUACCUGAAGGAAUUACAUAUGAUGAUAAAUAUAAAAUAUUUGCAGAAAGAACUUUUGAAGCAUGGACAAUAUUUUCUGAACAAGAAGGACAUCCUUUGCGGAAGGCACAGAUUUCAGCAUAUGAAAUUGUGUUGCUUGAAAUGCUAUGGAAGAACAGAACAAACAAGACUGAUUGUGGGGUAUAUGCAAUGAGGCAUAUGGAGACCUACAAAGGCAACCAGACUUGGAAUUGUGGCUUCAAAAACACAGAUGAAGAUAAAGACUUUAUUUGCAAGCUGAGAAUGCGGUACGGUACUGAAAUCUUAUUAUCCGUUCUGAACAAAAGGCAUGAGCUAAUGUAUCUGGCAUUGAAGAGAGCUAAUCAAGUUGAAUAG
Messenger RNA from Spinacia oleracea (spinach), 3943 nucleotides. RefSeq lists its product as uncharacterized. Gene Ontology annotation, molecular function: cysteine-type peptidase activity. NCBI's taxonomy places the organism in Eukaryota, Viridiplantae, Streptophyta, Magnoliopsida, Caryophyllales, Amaranthaceae. Bases 179 to 3943 code for a protein of 1254 amino acids. Gene Ontology annotation, biological process: proteolysis. The record is from RefSeq and is a predicted model, not a curated record. The transcript has 18 exons.